AUGGCCAACACAAAAACUUCCGACAUCUCUUCAAGACGUGGCAGUGGGAACAGUGAGCCACCGUUUGCCAUUCUCACGAUUCCUGAAACCGUCGAAAACGGCGCGUCCGAAGCGGACACGGCGUCCGGCGUCUCGCUGACCGUGGGCGCCGUGUCGUCAUUCAGUGCCAGGCAGAGCGGCCGCUCGGACACCCACGCGUCCGAGUGCAGCAGCCUGGCGCCGUACUGGAUGCCGGACGAGAUCAAGCACUACUUCCGCCACCGCCACUCGGAGGAGGACAGCAGCGGAAAGACGGACGUGGCGCUGCGCGAAAUUGGCCGCGAGAGGGAGCUGCCGGCGAUCGACGACAGCGACUGGUCCGGGUGGCGCGCAAAAUGGUGCUUCAAUCCCCGACCCGCGCUUGUCGCGAUUGUGGCCGUCUUGACCGGCGCCCUGCUCGCCUUGCUGCUGUCCGCGGUCGUCGACGAGUUCCACGUCACACUGCCGGGGUCCCGAGCCCGAGGUGCUGACGCCGCCGCACCGGGCGACGAUUCUGCGGCAGCGCCGGGUGAAGGCACCAACGUGAGCCACAGGGACUUCCUGAUGCCGAUCCCGAAACGCGACAGCAAACGAGACGAAGAGACGAUCACCCCGGAAGACGUCAACACCGCACGGCACCACAAAGUGGGGGAGGCGGCUGCGAGCGGGGUCGAAGAGGCGACGCCGAAUGGAGACGCCGAGCAGAUGCACAGCGCUGCUGGCGAAGCCUACAAAAGGAACGGCUUCGCGGGUUCCAACAAAUCGGCCAAACGCCGCACACAACAGCCGCAUCACAUAAGGGAGCCGCGUAAUCUUGCGAAAGACAAUUGA
Dermacentor andersoni is the source of this 849-nucleotide messenger RNA. RefSeq lists its product as uncharacterized. The record is from RefSeq and is a predicted model, not a curated record. Lineage: Eukaryota; Metazoa; Arthropoda; Arachnida; Ixodida; Ixodidae.